This is a messenger RNA of Catharus ustulatus (Swainson's thrush), 709 nucleotides long. RefSeq names its product cytochrome c oxidase subunit 7B, mitochondrial. Bases 348 to 584 code for a protein of 78 amino acids. The transcript is spliced from 3 exons. Gene Ontology annotation, biological process: mitochondrial electron transport, cytochrome c to oxygen. The record is from RefSeq and is a predicted model, not a curated record. NCBI's taxonomy places the organism in Eukaryota, Metazoa, Chordata, Aves, Passeriformes, Turdidae.
CCCAACCCCGCCGCGGGAAGGCGCGGAACGCCUUGAGUCUGGCGCCUUAGACCACUCGGCCAUCCUGACACUGCGUGUGCAGCUCUGCCCGGGAAAGACUUAGCACUGUCGUCACGGCCGUACCCACUGCCCCGUACUUUUGCUCUCUCACGGAGAGCCCGUUUGUACCCGAGAGCUGCGGGAGCGCAGCCAAGCAAGCACCAGCUCGACCCAGCCCGGCCCGGCCGCGGAGCUCCGCCGCAGCGAGGAGGAGCCCGGCGUUACCCACAGGCCCCCGCCGUGCCGCCACUUCCGCCGCGACCAUUUUGUUCUUCACCGGCGUCAAGGGUACCCGCUGGGCUCUCAUCAUGUUCCCGCUGGCCAGGGCCGCGCAGAGCCUCGUCGCUCGUGGCAUCCAGCACACUGCAGUCAGACAAGCUCAUCGCAAGCACGAGCCGACCUUCCACGAUAAAUAUGGAACCAUGGUCCUGCUUGGUGGAGCUGCCAUGUUCUCUGCUGUCUGGGGCUAUGUGUUCACACAGCUUAAUAUUGAGUGGGGCUUUUCACCUGUUGGCAGAAUCACUCCAAGGGAAUGGAGGGAGUAACAGCCUCUGCUUCUAAUGAACUGCUGUAGACUUUCGCUGAGAAAAUGGUCGUGUAAUUGCAUUUGUUCCCUGAUUACCACUUGGACAGUGGCAUUCCUGGUCGAAUAAACAUGCCUAGAAACCUG